This is a messenger RNA of Trichoderma gamsii, 2193 nucleotides long. RefSeq lists its product as hypothetical. The transcript is spliced from 5 exons. The record is from RefSeq and is a predicted model, not a curated record. The coding region runs from base 1 to 2193 and encodes 730 amino acids. NCBI's taxonomy places the organism in Eukaryota, Fungi, Ascomycota, Sordariomycetes, Hypocreales, Hypocreaceae.
AUGGAACCGAUCAUCGACUAUGCCGCGGAGCAGCAUUGCGUUCUCUGUCGGAAUAAAAUACAGUUCUAUAGCAGCACUUGCCGCGAAUAUGAUGAGGGAGAUGACUUGGACAAAGUCGAGAACUGGGAGACAGCGGUGCUGGCUCUAGGCUUCACAGACCCCAAGACUAGUGGGGAUGCGAACACCAUCCCCCAUGUCUUCUUCUUCGAGGCUCAUAUAGUCUUUCUAGAAGCUGUUUACUGGACAAAUUCUAAUAUGCGCGUUUGUAUCGAACCUUGUGGAACUCCAAACACUGCUGGACCAAUCUUCUUCGUUCACUCCGCGUGCCGGGAGCUCGCCCAGAUGUCGGAGUCAAAGCCAUCAUCCGUCGACUUGUACAAUCUUGGUUUGCAACUAAGAGAAACCAUGCCCAGGGACUGCUUCAAGGCACUGAAUCCGUGGCACUUGGCUUCAUUUGCCAGUGGUAGCACCAUUGCGGACUCGGAAUGGAAAUCGUUGCUCAUGAAAUGUGCUCAGCUGCCCGCUGAAAUACAAGGCAGAAUCUUAUGCUACGCCAACGCAGAUAAAACCACAUUUUCAUUUUUGACAGGACUUACAACUUCCUCGCCUGGCAUUGUUUCUUCUUCGGCAGUAAGUCCGCAUCCUGAUAGUAUCCCUGACCUCAUGUCCAGCUUCAAUACGAAGUCUGUGUAUCUUUGUGGUUCCUUCAACAACAUAUUUGGCGUUGACUACUUGUGCCAUGUCGAAAGUCUCAACGCGCCUAUUCAUUGUGAAGCUUUGAGUCAUCGACGUGCCCGCAUCGAGGUCAACAUCGACCGAAUCCGCAGCAUAGAGUUUGUCCUUGGACCAGUCGGUAUUCUAGCUCUUCGAUUCCAUUCUACUGAUGGACCCAAAUCCUCUUGGCUAGGAAGCGCGGCGCAGGGAUGGCGCUGCGGACCGAUUGAUAUCACGCUCGAGGACAUUAACCUUCUGAAAAAUGGCCACAAGAAUGUUCUCAACCAGCUUGCCCAUGCAUACCAGAGGCAAUUUGGUGAUGUAGAGUACUAUUCUGAAGAGCUACUUCUAAGAGUUUUUUGGGAUGUCGCUCGAGACUUGCCUGGCUCAGGAGAGUCAUUUCUGGGUGAAAUGUACAAAGACGGACCGCCACAUUCCAGGGUGCUGAAUAGUUUCACGGCACAAGCGAUGUGUAGUUACUUGCCUUUACGAGAAAAUGGUGUUCCCGUCAAAGGCAUCACAGUGUACGCUUGCAGCAAAGGCACCAACAGCGUUAUUGUUCAUACGAGGAGCUCUGACCUGGAAGUUUCAGCAACUGGCCGACGAGGAACACCAACAUCUUUUUACUUCCGCGACGGCGAGGAGAUUGUAACGAUGGGACUGGCGGCUUUUGACGAUUAUACGGACCAGUCUUUUGACGAUUAUAUGGACCAGUCUGGCCCGUAUCUUAUGUUAGAGAACAAGCUCACAAUGUUUGGAGCUCACUGCGAGUCUAGGCAAUAUCCUGACAUACCAGAGAAAAUAGCGCCAUUGCCUGAGUGGCAGGUCACUCAUCCGGCCAUGCCAGAUAUAGUGGCUAAAAGCUGGUUGCCCGGUCAAGUAAAGAUGACAACAGCUGAACUGACCAAUAUCAAGCAGCUGAGGGUUCAAUAUCGACUGAUUAUGCCUGAAAACGCCCUGCGCUGUGCGGGAUUGUUGAUUCACCAUACUGAUGGGUCAAUUGAGAGUGUUGGAUGUUGGGACGGUUCUCUGACGAUACCGUCUGAGCUGAUUUACGAUUCUGAGACCGAUGGCGAGCUUUUUCGUCUAGUCUUCCAUAUGAAAUUCAGGCCAUAUCUGAACAAAGUCAACGAGGCCUCUUACUACAUGUCCAAAAUCGUCGCACAUGCUAGCCGCCUUCGAGUACAGCGAGUAGUUGAGUAUCCGAAUUACAUAGUAGAUGAUGAAGAAUUUGAACCUGAAGAAUCGGAACCCGAAGAUAUGGAAGACGAGGAAAUGGGAGACGAAGACGAUGACGAAGACGAAGAGGAAUACGAUGUUCCAGCCGAGAAAACAUUCGAUUGGGAUAUAAAUUCGCCGAAACUGUUCAUUACCUGGUGUUUUACUAAAAAGCUUGACCACAUUGCCGCUCGCAACUGUGAUAUGAGGUACGUCGUCAAGCUGGAUGAGGAUGAUGGAGAGCUAUGUAAGAUUGGGUGA